AAGCUGCAGGCCCUGAAGGACACGGCCAACCGCCUGCGCAUCAGCUCCAUCCAGGCCACCACGGCGGCGGGCUCGGGUCACCCCACGUCAUGCUGCAGUGCCGCUGAGAUCAUGGCUGUCCUCUUCUUCCACACCAUGCGCUACAAGCCUCAGGACCCCCGGAACCCUCACAAUGACCGAUUUGUGCUUUCCAAGGGCCACGCAGCUCCCAUCCUGUACGCCGUCUGGGCUGAGGCUGGCUUCCUACCUGAUGCUGAACCUGAGGAAGAUCAGCUCUGACUUGGACGGGCACCCUGUCCCGAAACAAGCUUUCACCGACGUGGCCACUGGCUCCCUGGGCCAGGGCCUCGGGGCGGCGUGCGGGAUGGCCUACACGGGCAAGUACUUCGACAAAGCCAGCUACCGGGUCUACUGCAUGCUGGGAGACGGGGAGCUGUCGGAGGGCUCCGUGUGGGAGGCCAUGGCUUUCGCCGGAUUCUACAAGCUGGACAACCUCGUGGCCAUUCUUGACAUCAACCGGCUGGGCCAGAGUGACCCAGCCCCGCUGCAGCACCAGGUGGAUGUCUACCAGAAGCGCUGCGAGGCCUUCGGGUGGCAUUCUGUCAUCGUGGACGGACACAGCGUGGAGGAGCUGUGCAAAGCCUUCGGCCAGGCCAAGCACCAGCCGACGGCCAUCAUCGCCAAGACCUUCAAGGGCCGAGGGAUCGCGGGGGUAGAGGACAAGGAGUCCUGGCACGGGAAGCCCCUCCCCAAAAACAUGGCGGAUCAGGUCAUCCAGGAGAUCUAUAGCCAAAUCCAGAGCAAAAAGAAGAUCAUGGCUACACCCCCGCAGGAGGACGCCCCCUCGGUGGACAUCAGCAAUAUCCGCAUGCCCACCCCACCCAGCUACAAAGUCGGGGACAAGAUAGCCACCCGGAAGGCCUACGGGCAGGCCCUAGCCAAGCUGGGCCACAGCAGUGACCGCAUCAUUGCCCUGGAUGGGGACACCAAGAAUUCCACCUUCUCGGAGCUCUUCAAAAAGGAGCACCCAGACCGCUUCAUCGAGUGCUACAUUGCUGAGCAGAACAUGGUGAGCAUCGCCGUGGGCUGUGCCACGCGCGACAGGACGGUGCCCUUCUGCAGCACCUUCGCAGCCUUCUUCACGCGGGCCUUCGACCAGAUCCGCAUGGCGGCCAUCUCCGAGAGCAACAUCAACCUCUGCGGCUCCCACUGCGGCGUGUCCAUUGGGGAGGACGGGCCCUCUCAGAUGGCCCUGGAAGACCUGGCCAUGUUUCGGUCAGUGCCCAUGUCAACCGUCUUUUACCCAAGCGAUGGUGUUGCCACGGAGAAGGCAGUGGAGUUAGCAGCCAACACGAAGGGGAUCUGCUUCAUCCGUACCAGCCGCCCUGAAAACGCCAUCAUCUAUAGCAACAACGAGGACUUCCAGGUCGGCCAAGCCAAGGUGGUCAUGAAGAGCAAGGAUGACCAGGUGACCGUGAUUGGCGCUGGGGUGACCCUGCACGAGGCCUUGGCUGCUGCAGACCUGCUGAAGAAAGACAAGAUCAACAUCCGCAUACUGGACCCCUUCACUAUCAAACCCCUGGACAGGAAGCUCAUUCUGGACAGCGCCCGUGCUACCAAGGGCCGGAUCCUCACGGUGGAGGACCACUACUAUGAAGGUGGCAUAGGUGAGGCAGUGUCUGCUGCAGUAGUGGGUGAGCCUGGUGUCACCGUCACCCGCCUGGCUGUCGGUCAGGUUCCAAGAAGCGGGAAGCCGGCCGAGCUGCUGAAGAUGUUCGGCAUUGACAAGGAUGCCAUCGCGCAAGCUGUGAGGGGCCUCGUCACCAAGGCCUAGGGAGGGUGUGGUGUGCAGGGCAGGGGUUCGACACAUUCCUGAGAAGCUGGCAAAGGUGCUCAAAGAUGAAAUGCGAGGAGUGGCAAAUAUAUGUUUUAAGAAAAGCGAA
Molecule: messenger RNA, 1943 nt
Organism: Tupaia belangeri chinensis (Chinese tree shrew)
Lineage: Eukaryota; Metazoa; Chordata; Mammalia; Scandentia; Tupaiidae
Gene: TKT
Product: transketolase
Biological process (GO): pentose-phosphate shunt, non-oxidative branch
Cellular component (GO): extracellular exosome; endoplasmic reticulum membrane
Molecular function (GO): transketolase activity; thiamine pyrophosphate binding
Source: RefSeq, a predicted model, not a curated record